Messenger RNA from Danio rerio (zebrafish), 1131 nucleotides. The record is from RefSeq and is a predicted model, not a curated record. NCBI's taxonomy places the organism in Eukaryota, Metazoa, Chordata, Actinopteri, Cypriniformes, Danionidae.
UGUUAUUGCUGUAGAGAAGCCUUCAUUAAACCUCUAGCCAACUGUACUUCCAUCAUCAACAUGGUCUAGCUGAAUGAACUCUUCAAUGUGGCUCUUCUCAACGGACGUCUGUGGGAAUAAUACCUUUCGGAUGAAAUCUUAGAAGAUUUUGGGAAACACAGAGACAUUUGAGAGACCUUUGGAGUGCAAAAAUGAUCAACCAGUGGGUGAUUUUCGCCGUCUACGUCCUGACGUUUCUAAUCGGCCUUCCAGCGAAUCUUCUGGCCAUCUGCACGUUCAUUAAAAAACUCGGAGACAAACCCAGUCCCAACGACAUCCUGCUCUUCCACCUGACCACUUCAGAUCUGGUCUUCCUGCUGUUUCUUCCCUUCAAGAUGUACGAAGCCUUCAUGGGCAUGAAAUGGCACUUACCGCAGACCCUGUGCUCCAUCGCCUCCUUCUUCUUCUUCACCACGAUUUACACCAGCUCUCUGCUGCUAAUGGCUAUAGCUGUGGAUCGCUACUUAGGACUAGCCUUCCCGUUCAAAUACCGAAUGCUACGUAAACCGAUUUACGCCACGGUAGGUUGUGUUUUUAUAUGGCUAGUCAGCGCGGCUCAUUGCAGUAUCGUGUUUAUCAUCGUUCAUAUGCCGGAUCAGAACACAAACGGAUCGGUUUGCUACGAAGAAUUUACUGAAGAGCAGAAAAGGAUCUUGCUGCCAGUUCGGCUGGAGUUUUUUGUGGUCAUUUACACGCUGCCGCUCCUAGUUUGUGUCUUCUGCUACAUUAACUGUAUCAAUAUAUUGUACAGCAGGCCUCAUAUUGUUAAAGUGAAGAAGCAAAGAGCCAUUGGGAUGGCGUUGUGCACACUUACCAUCUUUUUACUGUGUUUUUUACCUUAUAACCUGUCGCAUCUAGUAGGUUACAGCAGCAAUAAAAGCCCGCCGUGGAGAUAUUACACGCUUUUGCCGAGCACACUCAACACUUGUCUUGAUCCCUUCGUCUUUUACUUUUCAUCCUCAACUUUCCGCGAAAGCAAAACAGUUUCUUUGCUGAAGACGUGGUGCUUUAAAAGACACAAGAGAAAUUAUACAAAGACAGAAACUGAACUGAAUGUUGUAGCGAUAUGAGCUUUUACAUUUCAUUGUCACG